Dermacentor silvarum is the source of this 484-nucleotide messenger RNA. RefSeq names its product molybdopterin synthase sulfur carrier subunit (gene Mocs2A). The transcript has a single exon. The record is from RefSeq and is a predicted model, not a curated record. NCBI's taxonomy places the organism in Eukaryota, Metazoa, Arthropoda, Arachnida, Ixodida, Ixodidae. Bases 22 to 450 code for a protein of 142 amino acids. Gene Ontology annotation, cellular component: cytosol. Gene Ontology annotation, biological process: Mo-molybdopterin cofactor biosynthetic process.
GCAGCCGGCUUUUCCCUCCACAUGUGCGCUGCUAACUACGUCUGCUACGCGUUGUUUCGGUCUGGCCUUGCCGCGCGGUGUAGCUCGACGAAUCGUCGGUUCGCUCGGGCGCAUUUGAUAAAAUGCUUUAAGUGCCAUUCCGCGGAACGGAGUGGAGCCACAGUAGGACAGCUGUUGCGUGCCAUGCGGCCGGAAGUCCCCGUACGACUGCUGCUGUUCGCCAAGGCCCGCGAACUGGCCGGCGCCUCCGAGGCUUCGCUCGUGUUGCCCGCCGUGCUUCGAGACGUCGAGGAGCUGAAGCAAGUGAUCUUCGAGGCCUACCCCAUGCUUGUGGCCCUGCAGCAGAGUGCAGUGAUUGCCGUGAACGAGUCGUACGUCGAGUCCGGUGUCGAGGUGACGCUGCGACAAGGCGACGAAGUCGCCUUCAUACCUCCUAUCAGCGGCGGUUGAUCGCGGGCGCCCGCGGUGCGUAUAAAAUUUUUUU